Messenger RNA from Ochotona curzoniae (black-lipped pika), 2158 nucleotides. Its product is annotated as bifunctional peptidase and (3S)-lysyl hydroxylase JMJD7. The transcript has 8 exons. Bases 21 to 971 code for a protein of 316 amino acids. Gene Ontology annotation, molecular function: 2-oxoglutarate-dependent dioxygenase activity. NCBI's taxonomy places the organism in Eukaryota, Metazoa, Chordata, Mammalia, Lagomorpha, Ochotonidae. The record is from RefSeq and is a predicted model, not a curated record.
GGCGGGCUGCCGGCGGCGUCAUGGCGGAGGCGGCCCUGGACGCCGUGCGGAGCGAGUUACGAGAAUUCUCGGCCGCGGCCCGUGAGCUCAGUGUGCCCACUGCUGUGCCCUACCUGGAUGAACCCCCAACCCCACUCUGCUUCUACCGUGACUGGGUCUGCCCCAAUAGACCCUGCAUCAUCCGCAACGCUCUGUGUCACUGGCCAGCCCUGCACAAAUGGUCCCUCCCCUACCUGAGGGCCACAGUGGGUUCCACAGAGGUGAGCGUGGCUGUGACCCCAGAUGGUUAUGCGGACGCUGUCCGAGGGGACCGCUUUGUGAUGCCAGCCGAGCGUCGCCUGCCCCUCAGCCAGGUGCUGGAUGUGCUGGAAGGCCGGGCCUGGCACCCAGGAGUCCUCUAUGUGCAGAAGCAGUGUUCUAACCUACCCACCGAGCUGCCCCAGCUGCUGCCCGACCUGGAGCCCCACGUGCCCUGGGCCUCCGAGGCCUUGGGAAAGAUGCCUGAUGCUGUGAAUUUCUGGCUGGGGGAGGCGGCUGCAGUGACCUCUUUGCACAAAGACCACUAUGAAAACCUCUACUGCGUGCUGUCUGGGGAGAAGCACUUCUUGCUGCAUCCGCCCAGCGAUCGGCCCUUCAUCCCCUAUGAGCUGUACACGCCGGCUACUUACCAGCUAACUGAAGAGGGCACCUUCAACGUGGUGGAUGAAGUGGCCAUGGAGAAGGUGCCCUGGAUCCCACUGGACCCCUUGACCCCAGACCUGGCCCGGUUCCCCAGUUACAGCCAGGCACAGGCUCUUCGCUGCACGGUGCGGGCUGGCGAGAUGCUUUACCUGCCGGCUCUGUGGUUCCACCAUGUCCAGCAGUCCCACGGCUGUAUUGCUGUGAAUUUCUGGUAUGACAUGGAAUAUGACAUCAGGUACAGCUACUUCCAGCUGCUCGAUGGCCUCACCAGGGCAUCAGGCCUCAACUGAGGGCACGUGGUCCUACACUGCACCAGAACAACUAGAGGGACUGGAGGGAUGAUGUGGGGGUGAGGGGUGGGUAGGCCAAGCCCCUCUUGGGCAGGGUCAGCAUCAGUGUCAAGACCUGGAGGUCGGGGCUGUGCCGGCUGUAGGCCCAGGGUCUACUGUGCUGAACUUGGGCUUGGAGGACUUGGGGUAGGGUCAGGAGGCUGGACGAGGAUCUCCAGGAAGUCGGCACACAGCUAAGGAGGCGCCAUGAUGAUCCGGAUGAGUCAGGACCUAUCGACUUCCCAGGCCCCGCCAGGGUGUAUAUGCAGCUAAUGACGGUUGUGCCCCCAGGGCUGUUGCACUGAGGUGGCAUCUGGGAGCCCUGCGUGGCGGCUCCAAGGAAGUAUUCAAUAAAAGCUGCCCUGAUUCACACAUUCCGAUGCUCCGGUGGAGUGACCCUACUCAGGAAUGGGGCCAGAGUUGGGGGAAUAGAUUCAGUCCUGGGGCCCACUGCCCAAACCCUCCUCAGGGCAGGCUGGCCCAGGCCUCAGUCUUACAGUUUUGCCGGCCAUACCCACUGGCUCAGGACCAUGGAGGCCGCUCCUGGCUCCAACUUUCCUUGGGCAGCUGGUUGGCUCUGACCUGAGUGACCACUCUACCCCCAGUUUCUCCCACAAGCAUGUUCCCUAUGCACAGAGGCUGGUCGCUCAAUCAGGGACAUAGUCAGAUUCCUGCCUUGGCCCACCCAGCCCCUGGAGGCGAACAACCCCCACCCUCACCUUCGUGUGCUGACUUGUAAGCCUCAUCACAGGCCACCCAGCACCAUGAGUGGCAGCUGCACAGAUAUUGCUUGAAAGGGCUGUUUUAUGGGCAGGGGCAUAUCCUUGCUAGGUGGUGAUGGCACUGGAGUGGUGCCCUUGGAUUGGCCAAGCCUUUCGGCAUAGACCGGGCAUUCCUGUCCUACUGGCACUGGGGGAGUUGCGAAAGGCCCAGCUCCAGGCUCUUUGGUCCAUGGCUGCUCUGUGGCCUCCUAUCCCUGGAUCCCGUGCUCUGAAUCAGGGCUGGGCGGGGCAGGCCUGUGCCCCUGACUGGACCAAGCAGGUCUUGCAGGGAGCCACUAGGAUGUCAGUGGGUUGAGUGUAGGUUUCAAGUGCCUCACUUCCCUAACAGGUGGCUGGUUCAGGGGCAGGUGCAAGAUUUGGGUGUGG